GCACCAGAUUGGUGCAUCAAAAUACGUUGAAGGAUAAUUUGAAUAGCACAUGCUGACCAUUAAUUAAUUGAAUUCAUAACAGGAUACUUAACAAUGACAAACAAAACCUAUUAGCAUCACAGGGGGGUCUCUUAAAAGCUAAUACAAUGUGGACAGUAUACAAUGCACUAGGCUUUUCAACCAUUACUGUCAGCAAUUUAACUCAGUGCAAUAGCCUGCAAGGAGAAAUAAUAUAAUUUUUUUUGAUAACCCCAGAAGAGCACGAGAACCAGAACGAAAUGUCACCAUUCAAAGUGCCAGAAAAUUGGAAAUGUAGGUAUCCGAUUCAACAUGAAGAAAAACUACUACUAUCCACCAAUCGAAAUCAUGGACUCGGCCUGUAAUCACUUAGGCUAAUAUAAACACGCAUUCCACGCCCAAGUUUGCGGGUUCAAAACCGCAGACAAGGAAGCUAUUGUGCAUUUGCCGAGGCUUGUUUACAUAUAAAUCCCAUGGAAAGAAAUGUCUACUGUGUUCUCUAAAAAGAAAAGUAGCAUAAAUUCUGAUUAUCUAUUGACUUCGUUUUAGGAGGGGAUCUGUAGAUUACUAGUGAACAGUAAUUGAAGUCACAAAUUCAUAGAUCAGGAGUGGAAUAUUAACUGACGGAUUGAGCAUAUGUUAGAGAGCUGGAUUUUGCAUUGCUGCGCUCACACCGACAAGAGGGACGGACUUGGACGCCGGUCAGAGGGUCCAUAGACCGAUACGACACUAGAGUGACAAAAGCAAUCCAGAAAAAAAAGAAGAAAUGGGAAAACGAAAGGAGCACGAGUUGGACAUCCAUGAAAAUGGAAAGAGUAAAUCACCGAAACUCUGCGGGACCAACUACCCAGUCAGCAUUUCCUUCAUUGUAGUGAAUGAGUUCUGUGAACGCUUCUCCUACUAUGGCAUGAAAGCGGUGCUGACACUGUACUUCAUCAACUACCUACACUGGGACCAGAAUCUGUCCACAGCAGUGUACCAUGCCUUUUCCAGCCUUUGCUAUUUCACCCCUGUCCUGGGCGCUCUCAUUGCUGACUCCUGGCUGGGCAAGUUUAGGACCAUCAUUUACCUCUCGGUUGUCUAUGUUCUUGGUCACAUCAUCAAGUCCGUUGGUGCCAUUCCUAGUGUUGGGAACUCCACUGUACACAUAGCGCUGUCUAUGCUGGGUCUGGUCCUCAUAGCCUUCGGUACUGGAGGUAUCAAGCCCUGUGUAGCCGCAUUCGGAGGGGACCAGUUUGAUGAAGAACAUACAAUUGAAAGGAGAAAAUUCUUCUCCAUUUUCUACAUGUCCAUUAAUGCCGGGAGUGUCUUAUCUACGGUCAUCACACCAAUAUUGCGAGGAGAUGUCAAGUGUUUUGGAGGUGACUGCUAUGCUCUAGCCUUUGGCGUUCCGGCCAUUUUAAUGGUUAUAGCUCUAGUUGUUUUCAUCUCUGGAAGUGGAAUGUACAAGAAGAGUCCGCCUGAGGGGAAUGUCUUGUCGGAUGUUUGUAAGUGCAUUGGGUUGGCCAUCAAGAACCGCUGGAGGAGUUCUGAGUUUGACUCUAAGAAGAAACACUGGCUAGACUGGGCAGAGGAGAAGUAUCCGAGACGUCUGAUCCAUGAGAUUAAGAUGGUCCUGAGGGUUCUGGUGCUUUACAUCCCUCUGCCCAUGUUCUGGGCACUUUUUGACCAGCAGGGAUCCCGCUGGACUCUACAGGCCACCCGAAUGAAUAUGGCCUUUGGAUCAACAUUCGUUUUGAAACCGGAUCAAAUGCAGAUGUUAAAUGCUCUUCUGAUCCUCUUGUUUGUGCCCAUCUUUGACGUGGUUGUGUACCCACUCAUAGGCCUGUGCCGGAUCAAUCUCACACCACUGAAGAAGAUGGCUGUCGGUAUGAUCUUGGCAGCGCUGGCUUUUGGUGCAGCCACCUUGGUGGAGGUCAAUGUAAUGAAAACGGUGGUUGAGCCAGCGCCUCGUGGACAAUGUCUCCUGCAGGUCUAUAAUCUAGCUGAAAGUGACAUCCAAUUGGACAUCAGUGGGAGUAACCUCUUCUCACAGCCAAUCAAAUCCUAUGAAGACCCGCCAUCAUACCAGCAUCUUCAGCUAGGGGGAUCCAGCAAAAAUGUCAGUAUGCGGAUCAUCCAAAACAAAAACACCUCAGAGUGUGUCCAGAGCUUCAGAGAGCAGAAAGCCUACUCACUCAUCCUGCACAGCAGUGGAUCUGGGGUAGUGUGCCAGCUAGCAUCAGACAACAUAAUUAAAAGUAAAAAAAUGGAAGCCCACCUGAGGUUCAUCAACACACUGAGUGAGGCCAUGAACAUAACAGUGGGAGAUGUGGACUUUUAUGUUGCUGGUGACUAUGGAAUAUCGCCUAACAAGAGUGUGAUAAGAAACAAGUACACAAAAGUCCGGUGUUCAUCCGGCUCGCAAGUCUCCUUCAUCAACCUGGGUCUGCUUGACUUUGGGGCCUCGUACACUAUCAUUCUCACAAAUGGCUCUGUAGGGAUUGUUCCCAAAAAGAUGGUGGAUGUGGUGGCCAAUAACAUUCACAUCACCUGGCAGAUCCCUCAGUAUAUCCUGAUCACAGCAGGUGAAGUCAUGUUCUCCAUCACAGGCCUUGAGUUCUCCUACUCACAGGCUCCGGCUAAUAUGAAGUCAGUGCUGCAGGCAGGCUGGCUACUGACUGUAGCCUUUGGUAAUGUCAUUGUGCUAAUCGUCGCAGAGGGGGCCGGUUUGAAUCAGUGGAUGGAGUUUCUGCUUUUUGCUGGUCUGCUUGUGGCGGUCUGCAUCAUUUUCUCCAUCAUGGCUUAUUUCUACAAGUACGUAGAUCCCGAAGAGCUAGACAAGCUGUUCCAAGACAAAACAGUCGAUGGCGAGGAUGAUGACAGCCUGAAGAAGGACAAGAAAGAACACAUGGAACAGGCGGGUGACUCUACGUACUUGAAGUCAGGAAUAAAGAACACAGCGAUGUAGCAUGCUGACUGAAUUCAGAAUCAUUGACGCUUUUUCUCCCUUCAAUAGACUUGCAUGCCCCUUUCGUGGAACUUUUUGAAACAUUUGUAAAUCAAAGGAAAGCAGUCCAAAUCGUUCAUAUGAAAGUUGAUAUUGUGAUUAAAUCAGAUGGCUCUCUCUUCUGCAUUGAGAGUUACUCCCGUCUCCCAUGUCAAACACUUAGAUUCAGGAGGUGGGACGAUUUCCAGUUUUAGACAUUACAUAAAGUCUAAUUCAAUUACAUCAUGAAUGUAUGCUUUCCUCCUAAUUAGACGGUCUUUGAAAUUUACUGCUUCUUACCCUUUAGAUCAAAAAUAGUUUUUCUAUUAUGUUUAGCAUUUUUUUAAACCAAGAUGUUUGUAAUUACAGUUCCUAAAAAAAUUAUUCUACAUCUAAAUCUAGAUGCCUUCUACGGACCUUUUAAGAUCUGGUGAAUGGAGAUUGAGUGUAUUUUUAUUUCAUUCAUUUGGUUUUCCAGACCCUGUCUGUGGUGACUUAUGAACUAACCAGGGUUUGCACUUUAACGCAGGCACCUCACAAUGUGUGAGAGUGAAACCAGACCAUUGAUUACAAAACACAGAACUGAAACCAGUCUAUUGAUUACAACACAGAACAUUGUUCAAAAACUGUGAAGCAAAAUAUAUACUUUUGUGGAUUUAUGUAGUGACAGAAUUGUACUGUACAUAAUUAAAUUACUUGGUUUCCCAUUUGAUUAUUAUUAUUUUUUUUUUUUCAAAAGUCAAAAACAUUUUAAGUUAAUGACAAACUACCAGCAUAAGAAUCCAUUUCAAAACAGAUGAACAGAGCAUUGUGAAAAGCACAUCCCUUUUUUUAUUGACCACUGAGACAAAUCCAGAUGUAGACUGAAGUUCAGUUAUACUUGACUAAGCCACAAUAAAACAGUGCCAUAAGCCUCCUCUUUCGAAUCAUGUACUCGCUUCACUGUUCUAAAUUAAAAGGUGUACAUUU
Molecule: messenger RNA, 3955 nt
Organism: Esox lucius (northern pike)
Lineage: Eukaryota; Metazoa; Chordata; Actinopteri; Esociformes; Esocidae
Gene: slc15a2
Product: solute carrier family 15 member 2
Exons: 23
Coding region: 785-2968 (727 amino acids)
Biological process (GO): oligopeptide transport; transmembrane transport
Cellular component (GO): membrane
Molecular function (GO): dipeptide transmembrane transporter activity
Source: RefSeq, a predicted model, not a curated record